GGAAGGCAUUAGUCAAGAAAUCAUUAUAUAACAGUAAUUAAACGUCACUUCUAGACGAAGUCAUAGCUGUCACUUUUCCAAAUUCUACCCCCGCUUCUUUGAUUGCCCCUUUCAAUUGUGAUUUGUGGAAGUCUCGUGAAAAAGGCAACGAACAUCCUUUGCCUGUAUAAACGGGAGAAUAUUAAAUCAUUAGCUUCCUAACAUAUUGUUGAAAUGUGUGAUAACGAAAAAGAAGAAGCAGCUAAUUUGAAAGAGGAAUUCGAAUGGGUCCUGCGUGAAGAGGUUCACGCGAUAUUACAUCAGCUGCAUUCAGUCUUAGUCGAGUGCGCUCACAGGUUUCCGGUGCCCUUGUACGGGAACGAGGGCCAGAAACAAGAUAAAUUUAUACUGACAUCACAGCCUGAACAACUAAAAUGUAUUGUGACACUAACUGGAGACAGUAUAACUCAUGCAGACAUAAGUUUCAAAGUGCUACGGCAGAUGCACACAAUAUGCCGUACAUCUAUCAAUCAGGAUGGCCCUUGGAAGCUCCAGCAGAUCCAAGAUGCGGCCAAUCAUUUACAACAAGCCAUCGGUUAUAUUGACAAUGUGGACAAACACUAUGUAUUCAGGUCAUCAGAAGAAGUAUUGCACAUUAUACAGUGUCUGAUCGGCUCGCUACAGCGGGCUCGUACCGCAUUAGUAUUGCCUAAGAAAAAAGCAAUUGAUGAGCUUAUGAAGAGUAGAAAUAUGAAAGCCUUAUCACCAAAUCUACCAGAAGACCUAGCAAUAUCCUUCUACAUUCAAUCCCACAAGCUUAUAUUCGUCGCGUACCAACUAAGCUCAGUGCACGGGACGAUGAGAAUCGAUUCGUGUCAAGCUGACUGCGCUGUUCCCUGGCUGAGUGAUGUCCUUUUCAUGUUAACUGCAGCACUCCAUAUGUGUCAACAACUUAAGGAUAAGCUUUGCGUCUUCUCCCAAUACAAAGAUUUCACAGUGGGAUCAAGAUCUGCCUCCAUGGUGUUUAACUGAACACCUUCAACGAUGUUACCUAAUCAAAUGUAUCUAAGCAUUAUAUACCUCUAGGUAUGCGUAAUAUACAAAACGAUUGUAUGUAAGUACAUGUAUUUAUUUAGUUAUAGUUAUUGAGUCCAUUGUUGAUAUUCUUGUUGAGUAUGAUGUAAUAUAAUGUAUAGAAACUAAUGUUACAACUAUAUGUAGGUGAACAGUAAACUAACAUUGGGUCUGCCAUGUGUAUAUUUUGAGACAUAGCAAAUGGGAUUUAAGUAUUCUUUUAAUUUAUUAUGACUACUUACAGUUGCAAGAUUAAUGUUAAAUUAUGAAUUCGAAUUAAGAGUUAUGUUAUUUAUUGUGAGGGUAUAUUGUUAGGCUUCUGUCUGGUUUCGUAGGCUUUAGCAACUUAGUAUUCCACCCACGCUGACAAAAGAUGUGGUAACAAGCACCUUAUGAAAGUUGGGUAGUAACAUACCAACGAACACUUAAUUCCUUUUUUUAAAUAUGAUUAUCGAAUAAAGUUGAACAAAGUUCGACGAUCUCAGAUUCGCAAUAAAAGCAAACAAUACUGAGUCAUUACCAUCGGGCACUCUAAGCGCGGAUUUUGCUUUUGCAAAAGCGAGAUGCUGAUACUUGUAAUGUGCCCCGUCUCGCUUCAAUAACAGCAGCAAGCAUGCUUUAACAACUUAUAGUAUACGCGACAUAUUAAGUCGGGUUAAUUUUCCUCUAACAAAUUUCUCCUGUUAAUAUUAUUACCGCAACAAGCAAGAUACGAUCUUACAAAGCAAUAAUAUUUUCUACUAAUGGAUUAACGUAAGCAUAAUUACGAAUCUUGCUAAAAUGUUGCUUAUGACGUUGAUAUAAAGUCCGAUUUAGAAUGAUGGUCCAAUGCCUUGAAUUAGUAAUUGAUUCCGUGCGGUAUUAUUUAACGAUUUCUAUUUCUGUAUAGAGGCUAUUUUAAGUUUGACCCUUUGAAUGUGGUAAUCGAAUGAUGAUACACGUUUAUUUAUGUUUAAUUGACCAUUUACAGCUAGUAUUUUGGGUAAGGUCUUAUUAAUUAAUAAACUGACUAUUCUCUCGCUAUAGUACACCAAGCCGAGCCACAAUUAGUUCUUGCGUUGUGUUUUCUAAAACCUAUUCAGUUCAAAAGUCUUUAUUUCUUUCAUAUCAUAUCACAUAGCACAAGACACAAAAAUACCAGCAUCAUACAAAGGGUCUAUAACAAUAUACGCAUAAUAAACAAAAUGAUUAUAUUAGUUAUUUAUUUUCUAUGUUAUUUAAUAGAUCUGAAUGUAUAGUUAAUGGUUAUAAAGUGUGUAUCUCGAAGCAAUAUAGCUUCGAAUUUUAUUUCUGUAAUGCCAUAGUUAAAUGAAAAUACUAAUUUAUUAUAGAUAUACAUGUAGAUAUUUGAUAAUGUAAUCAAAUUGUAAGAAUGGAUCCGUCAAUACAAAACUAUAGAUAUCUGGCUUAUGAAAUAUUGCUUUUUUAUAAUGAUGGAAGUAUCUGGUAUUGAUAAAAAGUAUGAAAAAAAAACAGACAUAGUUGCCAAAGUUUCAGUAACACAAUUUAUUUAUAUGUAUUCCUAAAAUAAGAACGUAAUAACAGUUUCAUCUUCACAAACCAUCAAUGAUUUUAACUUAAUUAAUUUCUUCUUCAAUUUCAUGAGAAAAUUCUGAGCAUAGUCAUAGUCAAUUAAUUGUAACUUUCUUGAGGUGGAUUUAUAAUUGUUUAAUUACGGUUUACUCACGCCCAUUUAUUGCUCGCCUGAAAAAUUUCGACUUAAUCGGAGAGAUAAAAAAAAGAGAGAAAGCGCUCCAGUGGCGCCAUUACAGAUAUGAGGAGGUGCUAGUGUUGCACUUGUAGAAAUUAAAUGUGUACUUGUGAAACAGCGCCACUAAAGCUCUUCCUCCGGCCACUCAUUUGAAAAACCCUAAAUCAUAACCUAAGGUGGCGUUUUUAAACAACCGUUCUAAACAAUUAUAGUCAAUUAAAAUAAAAACAAGAUUCACUUUGUAUCUAAGUAAUUUGACUUAAAGGAAUUCCAAUUUCUUAUAAAAAUGUGAUAAUUACAUCUUGUAUUAAGAGUAUAACUGAUAAGCCGGCUAUGCUUCCCAAAAGCCUGUAAAACGAAUUUUGAAUAUGAUUUUCAAAUGCUAAUACUAUUAUCAUAACAAGAUAAUUAAUGCUGUUAUCCACUUUUAUAUAAUCUAACAGAAAUAUUAAACAUGUUACUAAUAUGUAUAAAAAUAUAAAUAAUAAUCACUGUAAACUAAUCACCUGUGUUCAUUCAACCUCUAUCUUUUAAAUAGCUAAUCAACUUAAUUUACCAUCUAAGACUGGCUUACGGUUGUCAUUGGUUGUCUAUCUUUUUCUUUAAGGCUUUGGCAAUUUGCUGUAUUGUACAACAAUUACUGCCAAUGUUAAUCUUUUGGUAAUUUAGUCUGUUUGACAGCCAAUGACAUUGAUCAGCUAUUGAAGGUGGGGGUAAAGUAAAAUAGCUUUUUAGAUACUGAGGGUAUUUCUAAAUUGUUCUAUGAGUAUUGAUUGAGCUUAACAUAUUUUAAUUGUUAAGUUAUAAACAGCUUGCAAUAUAGAUAUUCAAAGCACUGUUUCGCUUUCUACAUAAUAUUGUGCUAAAUGUUUAUAAUAUAAUCACACACAAUUAAUAAUAAAAAGGUUGUGUAUUUAAUGUUGUUUAAAUUAGGAACGAACCUUGAAUGUGAAAUGAGGGUAUUUGGAAAUCAGUUUAAUCUUAAAAAUUCAUUAAAUAUAUGAAAAAUAAACAAACAAUUUUUUUGAAUGUAAUAUCGUCUUUAUUAUGAGCUAUUUAUAAUCUUUCCAAUGUUAAUGUCCUUUCAAAGAUUUUUAACUUACUACAAUUUACAGAUUAAAAACCUAAAUAAAUUGGUUCAUUGUAUAUUAUCCAAUAUUCAAAGAAAUUAAUGUAAUAGUACAUUAUAAAGUAAAUUUCAAAUCAUUAUUGGGAAGCACUAAUGUAAUUAAAGCAAAGAAAAACCUUAUAAUAUAAUUGGCAAAGGAAUUGGCAAUGAAUGAUGAAAUUGUAUUUUUAUGCACAUAUUGAUAACUAAAUAUAAUAAAUUGUUAACGCACUUUCUGAAUAUUCGCUAUGAUCAGUCUUGUGAAAUUAUAUCUUUACUAUUGUAUUAUUUUUUAAAUCGAGGAAUCACCUCAUUGGCUUUCUGCCUGAAAUAUUCAUGAGCUGCAUUUAAUUGAGAAAUAUAUUCCACAGUAAUUGUUUUGAGGGAGUGGCCUCGAAUUUGUAAUGAACCAUCAUGUUCAAAUUAUUUAUUUGACAUGUUUGACAAUAAAAUUAUUGUACUAGUAUUAUUAGGUAGUCUCAAGACUAUUUUAUCUAUACCUACUGUAUAAACAGUUUAUGUGAUUGUGUUGUAUUUCAAUAAAUCAAAAUGCUGUUAUGCAAAA
Trichoplusia ni (cabbage looper) is the source of this 4437-nucleotide messenger RNA. RefSeq names its product protein rogdi (gene rogdi). The record is from RefSeq and is a predicted model, not a curated record. Gene Ontology annotation, cellular component: RAVE complex. NCBI's taxonomy places the organism in Eukaryota, Metazoa, Arthropoda, Insecta, Lepidoptera, Noctuidae. The transcript has 7 exons. The coding region runs from base 214 to 1011 and encodes 265 amino acids.